This is a messenger RNA of Staurois parvus, 345 nucleotides long. Lineage: Eukaryota; Metazoa; Chordata; Amphibia; Anura; Ranidae. The record is from the annotation of a GenBank genome assembly.
CCACCAGCAGUGUGAGGAGACCUGAAAGUGAUGCACAUGGCAGAGUGUGGCGAUGGAGACAGCAGCAAUGGAGGAGGCCGUACAGGGACCCAUGAGACACUCUAGGACCUGGCAAGCAGCAUGAGAUCGGCGAGUGUGGCGAUGGAGACAGCAGCAAUAUGGUGAGGCCGUACAGGGACCCAUGAGAUACUCUGGACCUGGCAGCAGCAUGAGGAGGGCGGUACGGGGGCCCAUGGCAGAUUACGAGCCUGGCAGCAGCAAUGGGAGGCCCUGUAAUCUGCCAGCACAGCCUAUUAGACAAAAUGGAACCCACCAGCAGUGUGAGGAGACCUGAAAGUGGCACAU